Messenger RNA from Achroia grisella, 760 nucleotides. RefSeq names its product eukaryotic translation initiation factor eIF1 (gene eIF1). The record is from RefSeq and is a predicted model, not a curated record. Gene Ontology annotation, cellular component: eukaryotic 43S preinitiation complex. Gene Ontology annotation, biological process: translational initiation. Gene Ontology annotation, molecular function: ribosomal small subunit binding; RNA binding; translation initiation factor activity. Bases 146 to 478 code for a protein of 110 amino acids. NCBI's taxonomy places the organism in Eukaryota, Metazoa, Arthropoda, Insecta, Lepidoptera, Pyralidae. The transcript has a single exon.
UUUUUUGGCCCGAUCCGCCAUUACAUUUUUGAGUUUACGUAAAUUGGUCGUGCACAAACGCGCGUUAUCAGUGACACAAUUAUAUUGUAUAAGUGCGUCGUAUCGCAGUGUUUCAUUGGAACAAAGAGAAGCGACGUUCAAUCGUAUGUCCAUCCAGAAUCUGAACACAUUCGACCCAUUCGCCGAUGCUAUCAAAAGCUCGGAAGACGACGUCCAAGAUGGUUUAGUGCAUGUCCGGAUCCAGCAACGGAGCGGGCGUAAGACGCUAACUACCGUUCAAGGCUUGUCCUCGGAGUAUGACUUGAAGAAAAUAGUGCGGGCAUGCAAGAAGGAGUUUGCCUGCAACGGCACCGUUGUGGAGCACCCGGAGUACGGCGAGGUGCUUCAGCUGCAGGGCGACCAGCGCGAGAACAUUUGCCAGUGGCUCACGAAGUCGGGUCUAGUUAAACCUGACCAGUUGAAGGUGCACGGCUUCUAAGCCCGUGGUAUUAUGAAAAUCAUUAUAGACAUGUCAAUGAGAGCGCGCGCGUUAUAACAAUUGGAAUAUGUAUUUAGAGAGCACCGACGUUUACAGAGAAAGGAUUGGGAGGCCAAGCAGGCCUCCGCCCCGUGCCUUCAGAAACUCCCAUGUAUAGUGUAUCGGCGCCGUCUCCUCUUUAGUUGCAAUUAACGCCGAACCAAAUAGUAUAAAUCACUUUUUUUUUACGACAUUGUAUUUUUAAAUUUCUGUAAUGAUUGAAUUAAUAAAUAUGUUUUUGUA